CGGAAUCAAUUGCGUUGUCAAGGGCUGGAAAAACUCUAGAUUUCCAUUUUACCUCCCAUUCGCCUUUUUUUUUCCAUGCAGGAUCUUGGAGACUACGACGACGAUGUUCCUCCAGCGGCGACACACAGCUGCGACAACAGGAGGCCGGCUGAUGAAGAGGAUGUCGACUAUGUUCAAGCCGUCGCAGAGGGUAGUCGUGGGAAGGCGUGGAAGAGUUGGUAUCAGAAGAAGAGGAGAAGAGCAAAGCGUCAGUGUCAUCGAGUCAGUCAUCGAUGUACGACAUUCGUAGGCCAUCCGGACUCGGCCCGUCGAUCGAGGAGCACGCAAACAUCGUACAUCCCUAUCGAGUUCAGGUCCCGUCUCUUCCUACCUAUCGCCCGACGUCGCCUUUGCCGGUGGAAAUCCUGACGGCGAUCCUCUCGCACCUGCCACGGUUGUUGGUCCCUGCACUCGCUCUGCUCUCUCGCGAUUUUCUCUGUGCGGCGCAGACCAUUUUGUACGGCGACCUCGAUAUGAGGAACAGCCGGCACGGCGACGCGCUGUGGGUCUUCCUUGUCACACGACGGGACCUCACAUCUCUCACGCAUACCCUCCGUGUCCCUGCAUGGCCCUCUCCGCAGGCACGGAUGUAUCUCAUACCCCGCGUACUCGCUCGGAUGGAUAACCUCCGCUCACUCACCCUCCCUUCCUUCGACAUCCACGUCGUGCGCCAUCACUCUGCGUUUGGUCUCCGUCACGUCGAAUUUGGCGACACACGUCUCUCCUGGCAGGCCGAGGCUGAAUUACUCACGUGGCUGGAUGGACAGACGAACAUUGUUUCCUUGCGUUUUCCGUCGCUCCUCGAUGACGGCGACGACUCGUCUCCGUCUACACCACUUCCCGCCACCCCGACGCGUUCCCGUCUUCUCUCAGCCCCCACUACACCCGGCUGCCUCUCUCUCUUUCCCAUGCCUCCACUGUCGCCGCUCCCGCCCACUCCUACGCCGACUCAGGAGUCGUUCAUGCACACAGCCGCGACUCUCCUCCCUAACCUUACCGCACUCCAUGGUCCGCCACACCUAAUCAUCCUCCUCGCGCCCUCUCGUCCUCUCAUCGACGUGUCUAUCACCAUCUCUACGCCAAUAUAUGCGGGUUUCUGUCCUACGACCACGCUCGAAUCCCUCCCUCCAUCUGUUCGUCGCCUGAAGUUCGUGUUCAAAUCCGUGGGUAAACGCACGGAGGAAAAGACACUCCAUAGCGCCGCCAUCGUAUGCCCUCACAUCGAAGAACUCGAAAUUGAGGGAGAGGCCAGCGAGGAUCGUUGGCGCAGCGUCGUCCCCCAAUUCAAAUCUCUCCGUGUCCUCAUCAUGCAGAAACCAGGGACAAAGACAGAAAAACAGCAAUCGCUCGACGAGAGGUUCCCCCUCCCGAAACGAGCCAGGAUGCGCUCGACGUCAUCCUGUAUUAUCAGUCAGUCGGGUCACUCGAUGGUGCUCAGUGAGAAAGCCCGCGCAGCCCGUCUAGCGACCGCGUGCCCCGCUCUCGUGCGCGUCGUGUUUCCCAAUGGCGUAGAGUGGCGCCGGCCUCCUCCCCCCCCUCCCUCCCGUUCCCAGAUCGCGGUCCUCUCUGCAUCUUCUCCUGAUGGAUGACGAUCUCUUUGUGAAAAAGAGAGGACAGGAUGGUCCUCGGAGAAAGCCGGUCCUGUUGAAGGAGCAGAGGUUUGUUAGGGCAGAACCGGUCGAACAGGCUUCUGUCCUCACUGAUAGCGAUGACGAUGACGUAUUCUUCAGCCCGAAGAAGCCUCUCUCGAAUGAUAAGGUCGAUGUCGACGUCGCUGGUGUAGGGAAGGUGGCUAUGGCGCUGGUUGAAGGUGUGGUUCCUUUUUGUUUCUCCCUUCCGAAUCUCAGCGCAAUAUUCUCUAGCGUGCACUCGUUUCUUCAUGUCCAUAUUUUUCUGUGUCUCUUUUCUG
Guyanagaster necrorhizus is the source of this 1948-nucleotide messenger RNA. RefSeq lists its product as uncharacterized. Bases 273 to 1628 code for a protein of 451 amino acids. NCBI's taxonomy places the organism in Eukaryota, Fungi, Basidiomycota, Agaricomycetes, Agaricales, Physalacriaceae. The record is from RefSeq and is a predicted model, not a curated record. The transcript has a single exon.